AAAACACACACACACACACACAGAAAUUAAGGGGGAAAAAAGGCAGGGUAAAAAGUUGCUUUACGGUUUCACUUGUGGAGAGUAGAGGAGGCGGCCAAUUAGAAUCAAAGGGUAUCAAGCGACGAAAGUCAGAGCGUCAAGAACAGGCGGAGCAGGAGGAGGAGGGGCGGAGCUGAAGAGACGACAAAGAAGAAUUCAACUGAAACCUCCUCGCCAGUCAGCUCCUGUAGGAGUGGUGAUUCUUGGUUUGUGCACAGGUUUGUGGUUUGUUGUUGCGGAUGUCUCUGCAUCUAGGAAAUUUAUCAUCCCGAGUUCGAAGACAUGAACUUGAACGAAUUUUCCAACGUUUUGGAAGGUGUACUGUGCAAAUAAAAGACAAGUUCGGCUUUGUUGUUUAUGAAUACCCGUCAAAUGCUGAAAAAGCUUUGGGAGCACUACGGGGCACGAGGAUAUGUGGAGAAAGAAUCACCCUUUCCUGGUCCAAGAAGCAGCCGCAACCUCCUCAAAGCUAUUUUAGAAGGGGGAGGACGUACGAGCAACCACAGGGAAGGCACUUUCCAAAUGCUCGACAAGGUCAUAAUAAUAAUUUCAGGAAAGCUGAUAUUCCUCCUGACCUGAUUGAUGGACCAAAAGCUGAAGGCAUGGAAGGGUGUGCAGGAGAAAAAGGUCAUGACUAUGUUCAGUAUAUGUCUGAAAAAGGUGGUUACACUGAAGCAAAUAACUUAGAGAAUGAUACCUGGGAGGAGAAAGUUUUUGCAAAUAAUUUAUCGAACGGACAGGAUUUCGAUCGAUAUGAACCUUGCCUUGAUGAUGACAUGUACUCGCAACAGGGUUUUCGUGAGUCCACCCAUCAAGAUUGUUCACCAACUGCAAGGAAGUCUGAAGGAAAAACAGAAAUGGAGCAGGUUCCCGAGGCGACUUUGGAGCAAUCUAACUAUUUAAAAUGUCGGCACUUUGGUGAACGUAUAAAUGAUUAUCAAGAAAAGAAGGGGAGCAGUAAAGAGCAUCAACCCUCGGACGAAAAACAGUUGAAGAAAUGUAAAGUCCCUGGUUCAUCUUCCAUUCAUUCUGAUAAAACGGCAUCUGGAUCUCAGGCACCAUCCAAGUCGAUAAAAUCUUUGCCGGGCCCGCAUACAUGUUUAAGAUCUAAAUCAACGGCCUCAAGAAAACAGUCAUUGUCUUCUAGUUCAAGGUCUGGUUCAAUGUCAAGUCGUCAUAGGAUCACGGAGAAUGUGUCUCAGCAGCUUUCAAGGUCAAGUUCUCCUACGUCCUUAGCAUUAUCUGAUACACUUGAUCGGCCCCCAAAUAAGAUGCAGAUAAAUCACGAUGAUAUGGUCUGUUCUUCUCUCGGUGAACUGAAGGAGGGUUCUCUUCAUGUGGACAAUGAUACUUCAAGUGCACCUGUAAGACCUGCAGUUUAUGAGAAGAACUCUCACUCUUCUGGAGGGAAUAACAGACAUGCUAUUGUAGGAAAUGUGACUGAGAUGAAGAGAUCCAGUUUGACCCAGUCGGAGGACAGGAGUCAGGAUCCAGGGACUUAUUCUGCAAGGGCACUGACAAAGACAAAGGAAUUGGAAAUAAUGAGAGAAGAAACAGAGGCUUCACAAAGGUCCACUGUUGCCAGUUUGAUGAACAUAUCUUCCGAGGAGGUGUGCAAGGUUCUUAAGAACUGCAGUCAGAAGUACUGUAAUGCGAUUGAAGGAGAUUUAUCUCCACGCACGUACUUUGGUUGUGGUCGCUUAUGGCCUUGGGAAGUUAUUUACUAUAGGAGGCUUAAGAAAGGACCAAUAUCAAAGGAAAACUAUGCUCGAAGGCUCUUUCAGAACCAACAAUUUGGGAUUGUUGAUAAAUACAUCAGAAGUAGCAGUGGAUGGGGAGAACUGGCUAAUGAAAAUCGUUGACCUCGUUGCUGAUUUAACAGGUGCUCUGAUGCUGCUUGUCUUCGGAUGUUUUCAUAGUAUAGUGGGACCAGGUACUUACAAUGGUUUUUAAUUUCAGAGUGGUAAUGAACAUGUUAAAAUAUACAUAUGAGGUCUCGCAUUUUCUGAGAAUGUGAUUUGUUCUAUUAGUUUACCACAGGUAGGAUCUAACAUGUUCUUAUCAUAGCCUUAAAUCUUUUAGAUGCAACUGUACCCUUUUGGACUGGUGUAGGCAAUUUAAUACACAUGUUUAUGAAAGCGACCAACUCUUGUUACAUGUUCUUGUCUCCAUUUUAGGAAAUUUAUCCUUGUUGUGGUAAGUUAUCAGUUGGAUUUUUAAAAGUGCAUUUCAAAUUCUGG
This is a messenger RNA of Oldenlandia corymbosa var. corymbosa, 2279 nucleotides long. The record is from the annotation of a GenBank genome assembly. NCBI's taxonomy places the organism in Eukaryota, Viridiplantae, Streptophyta, Magnoliopsida, Gentianales, Rubiaceae.